AUGGCUUCCAUACGUACUUCUCCGCGUACCCAGUCCAAAAGCAAAGGCGUUGUCACUGACAAGUCAAGCAGUCUUGAAGAUACACACAAUCAUUUAAGCCACAAGGCCACAUGGGACAGUGCCUCAAUCCGAGUUUUCCUACAAUUGAUUGCGAAUAAGAUAACUAAAGGCAAUCGCCCAUUCCUAGUCCUCAACCAAGCAGGGUACAAGUCCUUGGCAAGAAAAUUUGAGAGAAAAACAGGAAGAAAACAUGGACUCAAACAGUUGAAGAAUAAGUACAUGCGUUUGAAAAAAGAGUGGCAAGCGUGGACAAAGUUGAUGGAUUCAAGCAAAGGAGUGUCAGGGAUAGGGUUUGACUGUGACACUGGUAUGUUUCAGGCACCUGAGGAGUGGUGGGACAAAAUGGAAUCGAAAAAAAAAACCUUGGAACAUCGUGAGUUGAUGGAGACCGUCCUCAUGGGGGCAUCAGCUACUGAGAAGCACCAUUGGACCCCGGGCGAGGAACUUCCUGAAGCUGCUAAUGACUCAUCUGAUUCAGUGCACAGUUUGGAGGCCCAGCCAUUUGCUGAUCCGAUACCCGCAGGAGUACAGGACGUGGAUUCAGAUUCUUCACUGGAGCAUGUUUCGAUUGAAAAGGGGAAAAAGAGAAAGACGCCAUCAAGCAGUGUUUCAAAGUCCAAGAAGGCAACAAGUGGAGCCUCAAUUAUUGCGGAAAGCAUGAACACUCUGACAGAUGUGGUGCGUACGAAGAAUCAGCAGGUAACGGUGAGGCACCUCACAAGCAACGAAUCGUUGUUUACUAUUUCGGAGUGCAUGCAUCGCCUGACAGGUAUUACAUCGUUGGUUGGUACGCCGUUAUUCCACUUCGCCACAUCACUUAUGGAUAACGCCGAUUUGUGGGAGGUGAUGAUGUGCCAGCCUGAUGACGACUCGAUCAUAGAGUGGCUUACCCAGAAGCAGCUCCAGUGUACUGCGUCGGCGCCUUUUGCAAAUCUGUUCGAGGCUCGCCGGAUGUGA
This is a messenger RNA of Camellia sinensis, 1017 nucleotides long. The record is from RefSeq and is a predicted model, not a curated record. NCBI's taxonomy places the organism in Eukaryota, Viridiplantae, Streptophyta, Magnoliopsida, Ericales, Theaceae.